Molecule: messenger RNA, 5326 nt
Organism: Odontomachus brunneus
Lineage: Eukaryota; Metazoa; Arthropoda; Insecta; Hymenoptera; Formicidae
Product: glucose-6-phosphate 1-epimerase
Exons: 6
Coding region: 267-1103 (278 amino acids)
Biological process (GO): carbohydrate metabolic process
Molecular function (GO): isomerase activity; carbohydrate binding
Source: RefSeq, a predicted model, not a curated record
GAUUCCGCUUGCUCCGCCGUCGGUAUAGGUUGCACAGCUGCGUCACUCGAGCACCGUGCAUCGAUUCGAGCGCUCCUUACAGCCUGACUAGUUUAGCGCGACGGCCACGGUAAGGUCUCGCGCGCCACGAUACGCCGGCUGUCGCGCAAAGUGGUGGUAGGGUGACGGUUUUGCGACGAGCGCGCGGGUGGGGACGAGGUCGAGGGCGUUGAACAAAGGUUGGAUGCGUCGGUCGGCCGGCCGGCGGCCGCAUUCACGACUCAAACAUGGCAGCGGCUACCAGCGUUGUCGUGCUCGACAGGGGCAACAACACCACCUGCACCAUCAAUUUACACGGAGCCACCGUGGUAUCUUGGCGUGUCAACAAUCAGGAACAGCUCUUCGUCAGUAAGCAAGCUGUAUUCGAUGGAAAGAAGGCGAUUAGAGGCGGCAUACCAUUCGUCUUCCCACAAUUCGGAGCGUGGACAUUCGGACCACCUCAUGGAUUCGCCAGGAUCAUUCGUUGGAACGUGGAGAAAUCGCCGGAGCGAUUGCCCAGCGGAGACGUCGAGGCGAUAUUCUCGAUAAUGGACAGCGAAUUCACGCGAUCGUUGUGGAACUCACAGUUUAGGUUAACGUACAGGCUAAUAUUGCGCGAGAAAGAGCUGCACUUCAAUAUCGGCGUGUACAAUCCUAGCAGAGACGACACGUUCAGCUUUAAUUUGCUCCUUCACACUUACUUCAAGGUACCCGACGUCAGGAGGUGCCAGAUCACAGGGCUACACGGAUGCACGUUUAUCGACAAGACCAGGGACAACCAAGUCUUCCAAGAAGGCCGCGACGUCGUAACAGUGUGCGAAUGGACUGACAGGAUCUACCAGAACACGCAGCCGGAGCAUAUCAUCACAAAUGUCGUGUCCGGCAGGAAGAUGCGCGUGCAGAAGUAUAACUUUCCCGACACCGUCGUGUGGAAUCCCUGGCAAGAGAAGGCGCGCGAUAUACCGGACUUUGGCGACGACGAAUUUCCCAACAUGAUAUGCGUCGAGAGCGGACACGUUAGUAGUCCGGUUAUAUUGUUGCCCGGAACAGCCUUCGAAGCCAGCCAAAUUCUACAGGUGAUGUGAGUAGAGAGUGGAUCGACUUCUCAUGUCAACGCCGGAGGCGGCAGCAAUCCGCUGCUUCCGGUCGCAUCCUCAGCAUCGUCCGCCGUCUGGCCAGCCGGCGCUGGCUGGCUCUACAUGCCUCCGCCGCCGCCACCGCCGCCUCCGCCGCCGCCACCGCCACCUCCGCCGUCGCAUCCGUCGCACCUGCAUUCCCAUUGCGUUACCCAGAGCUGCACGAUAUGCUCCCUGAAUCUUUAGAGAUCUCUCGGACGCAAGGAGGAAGCCGCAAGCCGGUCGGCCGACCGAUGCAAGCCGCCCAAUCCCUUCGAGGAAGGAAGAUUCCUUCCUCCGUCCGCCGGUCAAUCUCUGAGAUUGAACAGUUUCUCCAAGGAAAUUUCCAUGCACGACCCUAUACGAUGAGGGGGAAUACGUCUUUCCUUUUCAUCACGAUCCCAUCCACACGAGGAAGUGGCGAUUCGCUUAGCAAAAAGAAGGCGACUAGUUAAUUUCGUCGGGGAAUCUGUCUUCCUUCGUUGGCGUCCUUAUGUUCGCUUGUGACUUCGUCUUUGCGCUUCAUCCGUGUCUUACAAUCACGAAGUCACGACUAACCGAAACGAUUCGGCCGACCGGAUGUGCACGAGAAAUCGAUCGAUCUUUCUCUCUCCGUUAUUAUUCCACCGUGCGAAUAAUGUGUAGAUUUUAGACGAGCGAGUCGAUGAUUGUGUAGAAAAUCAAUAGUCGUCCUCACUCUGGUCCGGUUAGUAGCAAUAUCUAUCUUUCUUUCGUCGAAAGUAUUCGAAAUCAAUGAAUAUUUAUAAAGAGACAUACGUGCGAACGUUACGCGGGAGAGAAUAGACGAACCUUCCCUUUGUCAGGGAAAAUCCAAAAGAGCAUCGUUCUAAACAGACGAUCGCUUCGAAGUUUCUCCGUGAUCCAUCGCGAAUAUUUGCAUACAUUCCACAUACCGCGCUACCGAGUAACUUAAUUUAGCCCAUCGACAUGUGAAUAUACCCGGACGGAGCAUGUACUGUUAAUUAAGGCAGAGGAGUUGGACCAAUUUUCAGCAAAGGGAAAGUUGCGGCAUUUUGCGUCACGCGUACACCUGGAUUGUGUAAAUGUUACAAUAAAUUGACGUAGCGGAUCUUUUAAAGUAAAAUAGAAAAAUGUAAGGCUGGGUGAUGUACGAUCAAAAUAACGUAACAAGAGAGCCAGACGCAGAUUAAGAUGCGAUAUUACAGAGACUCAAAGUAGUGAACGUUUGGCUAAAAUAAAUCAUACGGCGAGCGUAAAGUUCGUGUCAUAAAAUAAAGUUUUUCUCGAGGUUUCAAUAUAGAAAUAUGCACAUAGUACAUACACAAGCUGUGGUCCUUACUUUUUCAAAUAUAUUACUUCGAUCCAUUGCAAACGUCACAAUUCCGACGUACGCUAGCAUAAGGCCGAAUAUAUUCAAAGAAGCCACGACGGGAUUACUCGAAGUGCCGUGACUUUCCCUUGUCGUUAAUUAAACCUUCCCCUCGUAGAAUGCUCCGUCCAGAUGUUCGAAUGUCGAUGACGCGUACCACUCCGCCGUAAUUCAUCACGACGACGCGCGCAGUUAGUAGCAUUCCCAUUGUGAGCCGGUGAAGAAAAAUUGCGAUUUGAAGAGGCACUAUUUUUUCGAUGAGACAGACUGCGGCCGUGAUUUCACUCGGAGGAUGAGCUUCCUUUUAAACUAUUUAAUGUAAGCCAGAUUUCUUCUCGCAAGGCUCUCAAAAACCCAAGAGUUCGAGCUUGCCUCAUGAAACAAAUAUCGUACUUUCAGAUGGCGAUCUUCCUUUGUAGCGUAGACUAUAUAUCUGUAAAAAUUAUAUGAUUUACAAACGCCAUGCUCAUAACAAGCGCUGUGUGAGGCUCCGUUCGUCUGUCCCAGUCUCACUUGGCGGCCCGAAUCAAAUUGCACAUACUAAUAAUCAGAUGAAAAGAGAAAGAGAUGUGUGUCUGGUGUCGUUGUUCUUCGCAUCACUUAUGGAUAUUAAUGCGUGAUGCAUUGUUUAUAGACAUGUACGGUAAUGAAUUUACUACGAAUUUCCCAGAUAUUGCGAUAUAACAACUCGACUUGAAAGUCGAUAUGAUUCACUUGCUAAGUAGACGAGACUCGUCUACUUGAAAUUCAUGGACGAGUAAUAAGAUCCACUUUGUGAGACAUACUUUGCGUAUAGAAUAACCAAUUUUAAUAAGCAUCAGUGAAUCUGAAACUUGCUUUCUCAACAAAUUUUUUGAAACACUAAAUUAUUGACGAAAGCAUCGAAAAAUAUCUGGCUUCGAGUGCAUUUUCAGUUGCCUAAAUUUUUUAUAUGCGAAUUUUUAGUAGUAUUUUUCAGCUUUUUUACAAAAAGGAGAAAAAUAUAACACAUUUUUAAUCACAUGUAGGUCACUUAAUCUUAACUAGAAUACGCAAAUUUUAAUAAAUUCCUACAUUCUUAUAUACAGAUGUAACAAAGAAGUUGAUAAAACUUGGAUAUACCGAAUCUAACACAUAUUAAACAAAAGAUGAGUCUGAAGUACAAAGCAUUUACUAUAAUUUCAUUAAAGAAUUAAUUAUAACAAUAGAAAAGAGAAACACCGUACAGAGAGAAAGAAAGAGAGAGAGACAGAAGGAACAUAGUCCAAGUAUUUGUCGAUACGGACACUCAUUCGCUGCUGAUGUUUUACAGGAACAAUGACAUCAAUGAUUAAAAUUGUAAGCAACUUUCAUUCGAAUUUUUCCAAACGAGUACUUCUUUCCUGUUACAAUCGUAUGUUUUUUCUUAGCUUAAGACAAAAUCGAGUUCUGCUUCAGUUUCCAAGACUACAUGGAUUUUAUUAAAUUUUACGAUAUACAAUUUACCUGCGAACAAUACAAAUAUGGUGCUAUUGUUAUGAAUAAUGUUGUAAUAAUAAGUAGCGACAGUAGGUAAGCUCAGUUAGCAUUUUUUUCCGUAAUGCUGCUACUUCGAGUAUAAUUUCCCUGCAGAAUUUUUUGAUACUACUGUCUCGAGUAAUAUAUACACAUAGUGAUCCGGUCACAUUUUUCCCACGUGUAAGAAGAAACGUUGCAUCAUCGAAAUAGACAUAAGCGAAUAUUUAUACCGUAACAUCGAUUACGAUAUUAUCAUAAAAAUUACAUGUGUAUACGAGCAUUUGUAAAAGUAUUAACUAAUGUCCGUAACAGGAGAUGGAGGGAAGCAGUGUUUUUAGAUAAUUGCAUUAUUAUUAUUAAACUAUUCAUAUAAAAUGAACGAGAGUGCCAUUGAUUUUGUGCCGAAAUAAUUUAUGUUUGUAUUAAUUUAUACGGAUGCCGUGUGCCUUUCCGUAAUUUUUAUUCCAGCAAAACGCAUUUUGUUAACGCGAAUAUCACACUUGUUUCUUUAUUGUAACGUUAAGAUUUGUCAAAACUAUGCUUCGUUCUUCUGAUAAAUUCAUACAGUCGGCUGACAUAAUUUCUACAAAGUAAAUUUUCCAUUUUAACGCGAUAUAUAUAAGAAAACAGCUUGUUAUCUUGAAUUCAGCCAUUGAUGAAAGUACGUGGAAGGGAUUCAACCACGUGUACAGUUGAUUGCGAGUAAAGAGAAAAUCAUAAGAUCAUUAGUCUAUGUCAAUUUCUUGCGUUAAGUGGAUUUCCGAUACGUUAAUAACAGUAUCGUAUGUAAAUUCUUCGAAUAAACUACUGCAUACCGGUAGUAUAAUAUUACAAUUAAAUAAAUGCUCAAUAUAGCGCGUUGUUCCUUGCAUAUUAUUAAACUUGGAGCCAAACAGAAAAGGAUAAAGAAAAAGCAAAAAAAAAAAAAGAGAAAAGAAAAGAACGAAUGGAACGUUCCUGCUUUUAGAUGUGUUAGAACGCCAAAAUACAGCCUAGUAAAUCAGAAUACGACUAAUAACGACUAUUUCGAAUAAGAGGGUUGAAUUUCACCAUUUUCGAUCCUAGGGAAUUCUACUCCAUUAACGAGUUUUGGUCUUUAGAGGCUAGACAAUACGUUCGCGUCAUUUAAUAAUAAUUAUACAUUCUUUCUUCCUUUCCCCCCAUAUUAGCAAUUAAGAUUCGGUCUUCCACUGCAGUGACAUCUUAUCGAAUCACACCGUAAUACCGUUCUCACUCGAUUCAAUGUUAAUAUUUCCGAAUACUUGUAAUUAAAGCGAAUUUAUGAAAUCGCGACUAAACAGUAUGUUAAGAAAGUGUGUACUCUUUUUGGGAAAGUGCAAUAAAAAUAUGGGAAACGAUUGUAUAA